Molecule: messenger RNA, 168 nt
Organism: Racocetra persica
Lineage: Eukaryota; Fungi; Glomeromycota; Glomeromycetes; Diversisporales; Gigasporaceae
Source: the annotation of a GenBank genome assembly
GAAAUGGUUAAAAUAAAGUUAAAAGCAGAUUUCUUUCGUAAUACAACAGAAAUAGAAUACAAUUUCCUCAUCAAAGAAUUAUUAGGUCAAGAUUUCCCUAAUUUUUCAAAUAUAAAAGAUGAAAAAAUUUUAUACUUGGUAGAAAUUGCCAAGAAUAUAAAAUCUUAA